UCACAACCUAUCCCUCUCAGUGCAGUGUCAUUUCACAGAGUGUCAACCCACCUCUGGAAUUUUACAUAGGGAGACGUGGAAAAUUAUGGGACACUCCGACUAACUGCUGCAUGAAGAGAGCAAGAUUUUUUUUUUCUUCCUUGGAGGAGACUCUGACUUUGUGCUCUGGAAAUACAUUAAAUCCGGCGUGCCUUGAGUAGAGGCUCAACUGAGACCUGUUCCUGUCUAAGCAUUUUAAUGAGCGUAAGCCCCCAGGAGGAGUAGUCAGAACUCACAGCGACCAAAGUCAGCCCCGUGGGAAACAAAGCGCUCCGGCUGCUCACAGUCACAGACAUGCAGCCAUUCGCCUUGGUCAGUGCUGUUCUCCUGCUGAUCUGCAUCUCCUCUGGUAGCACAGCAACCCAUAGGCACUACCGACAAGUCCUUACUGGAAACCAACCAGGUGUGUGCCGCUAUGGUGGGAGACUGGAGUGUUGCUAUGGCUGGAAGAAAAACAGUAAAGGGCAUUGUGAGGCUCAGUGUGACCACGGCUGCAAGCACGGAGAGUGUGUUGGCCCCAACAAAUGCAAGUGCUUCCCCGGAUACACCGGAAAGACGUGUAAUCAAGAUUCAAAUGAGUGCGGCUUGAAACCUCGUCCCUGUGAACAUCGUUGCAUGAACACCUACGGCAGUUACAAGUGCUACUGUCUCAAUGGAUACACCUUGAUGCCUGACGGAUCUUGUGCCAAUUCCAGAACUUGCUCUCUUGCUCACUGUCAGUACGGAUGUGAGGAGGUUCAGGGGGAGAUUCGCUGCCUCUGCCCAUCUGGGGGGCUUCAACUGGGGCACGAUGAGAGGACUUGUGUCGAUAUUGAUGAAUGUGUUACCGGGAAGAACCUCUGCCCAUACAACAGAGAAUGUGUGAACACCUUUGGCAGCUACUACUGCAAGUGCCAGGACGGCUACGAUCUGAAAUAUGUUGACGGCAAAUAUGACUGUGUAGACAACGAUGAGUGUGCAGCCGGCACCCACAAGUGCAGCCACCACGCUGUCUGUCUGAACACUCAAGGAUCCUUCAAGUGCAGGUGCAAGUCUGGCUUCAGGGGCAAUGGCUUUGAAUGCUCUGUCAAGCCGUUUUAUCAGAAGUCGUGGGAUGGAGACAAAGGCAGUGCAGAUGAUUUCCUCAAUGCCAUCCCAGACUCCCAAGCGAGGCCCGGGACUUUGGGAGGUAACCCGGACGAGGGAAUCAAGAACAUUAUCCCUGAACCAGUCGCAACUUCACCCCCUAGGAUCAAUCAGCAGCCAUUCGACUAUGAUGGAGAGGUCUACAUUGGCGCCCAGACAGAGGGGAGACGAGAGGACGAAUUUCUUGAUGAAGAGCAGGAGGAGGAAGAGGAGGAGGAGGAGGAGGUAGAUGAAGACAACCAGCUCAAUCCAAGAGGAGACGUUUUCAUAUCAGAGGACUUUGAAUCGGUUUUCGGCCCAGCCACAGAAGUCAAAGAAAUCCAAAUAGCUCCAGUUCAGGAAGAAUUUAUCAUGGAUUGCAACUUUGACCAGGGAGCAUGUGAGUGGGUCCAAGACAAAGCUGAUGACAUGGACUGGAGUGUAGCCUACCACGAGACUGGUGCAGAGUACUACAUGGCUAUGACUGGGCUCCUCGGGGAGAAGGAGAAUAUGGCCAAGCUGAAGUUGCUUCUCAAUGACCGGGUGCAGCAGGGCAGCUUCUGCCUCAACUUUGACUACCAUGUGGUGGGACGCAACGUGGGCAGUCUCAAGGUGCUGCUGGAUAACAAUGCUUACCCAGUGUGGGAGCAGAGCCAAAGCAGAGACCAGGGCUGGCAGACAGAGCUCCUCACCGUUGCCUGGAAAGAAGAGGCCCCAGAAUCUAUUAUCUUCGAAGCUCAGCGCGGCACAGGUGUCGGAGGAGAGAUAGGGCUGGACAACGUUGUGCUGACCUCAGGGCCCUGUCAAGAAGACGUCAGCCUGCUCUUUUAGGAAUCUCCACCUUUUGAACCAACAAUUUGAGAAUCUCCUCAAAAUGACACGUGUCAAAGAUUCCCCGUUUCCUGUCUGCAUUAUGGUCUCCCGGUUGUGGAGUUUUUUUCUCAGUGUUCUUGCACGGCAUUGCCUCGGGACAUCCACACAAAGAUACAGACACAUGUUUUCAGGAGGAGAUUAUGUGCAAUCAGUGCAUGCAUGUUUACUUUGUCACCAUGCUACAACAUCAGCACACCCUGCCAUUAUCUCUACUGUGGUUUUUUAAACUACACUCUUACAGUACAGAUAACUCAGAUCUCAGGAAAAGGUGGAAAUGCUAACUUUGUCUGUUAGUUAUGUUUAACAGUCUUGUGCUUAGUCCUGUGUUAUGCAAUAGAGCAUUGCUGAAGUUAACUGAAAAUAAUCAGUAACAUGUGAUGUGAAUUUCUUAAGUGAAAUGUUUGCUGAAAUUCGAAAACUUUUUUGAAGGCUAGUUAGUUUAAAUGAUAAAACGUAUCAGUGCAUAACUGCUGUAAAUUUUGCUUUCAUAUUAUACUAUACUAUUACAUUAAAACUGAUUGUUUUUCUAA
Molecule: messenger RNA, 2546 nt
Organism: Hippoglossus stenolepis (Pacific halibut)
Lineage: Eukaryota; Metazoa; Chordata; Actinopteri; Pleuronectiformes; Pleuronectidae
Gene: egfl6
Product: EGF-like-domain, multiple 6
Exons: 13
Coding region: 334-1974 (546 amino acids)
Cellular component (GO): membrane
Molecular function (GO): calcium ion binding
Source: RefSeq, a predicted model, not a curated record